AUGACUCCAGCAGAAAUGUUCAGUUAUCCUGCACCAAAUACUACACUUACUGGUACAGUUUCUCCUUCAUUGUUCAAUCUUACUCACCUUGAGUAUCUUGAUCUUAGCUUCAAUGAGCUGGACUACUCAAAAGUCCAAUAUCAGCUUUCAAAACUCAAAAAUCUUACUCACCUUGACGUCGCCAGUUCAAAUUUUUCCGGCUCGAUAUCUACACAAUUUGCCAAUGUAUCAUCUCUACGAUACCUCGAUAUCUCUGGUUAUGUUCAAACAUCUGAUCCCAGAAAUUUCGGGUAUACGGCGUCUGAAUUUCCCUUAAUCUCGUCAUCCAUAAACUGGGUUAAAGAGUUAGUCCAUCUGAGGGUACUCAGACUGAGUGGUGUUGAUUUAUCUAAGGCAACUGUCCAAAAGAAUUGGGCUAAACCAAUAUCAUUUCUUGCUGAUCUCAGAGAACUUCAUUUAUCUGCUUGUGGUAUUUCUAGCCCAAUCUUUCCGGUCCACGAGUUUCUUAAUCUUUCACGUCUAUCAACUCUGAAAAUGAAUAACAAUAAUGACUUCCAUUCUUCAAUACCAAUUCAGAUUGCUAAUCUUACUUCUCUUUCAGUUCUUGAACUAGCUGGGUGUUUUAGUUUGGAAGGAUCCAUUCCUUACCUUCCUCAGCUUCAAAGACUGGAUGUAAGAGCAAGUGUAAAUCUAUUAGUCAAUCUUACGUCCAUGUUUGAACGUCAAUGGCCAAAACUCCAAGUACUGUGGAUGACAUCAACUUAUGUAAAUAGUUCGGUUCCAAGUUCUAUUUUGAAUGCUCCGUUAUUGGUUAGUCUUAUUGCACCAGGUUGCUCCAUUAAGGGUUCGUUACCUACUUUUAUCGUGAAUCUUUCAAAAUUGGAGUAUCUUGACCUCUCUGACAACGACUUAACAGGUUAUCUUCCUUCUCUGGGCUCUAAUAUGAAGAACUUGCGAUAUCUAUCCUUGUCUAACAACAAGUUGCAAGGACCCAUACCCGAGUCAAUUUGCGAGAUUAGUUCUCUUCAGCAACUUUAUCUCUCUUCCAAUGGACUAAGCAGUACGAUUCCAAGUUGCAUCACCAAGCUACGCAAUCUCAAAUAUUUAGAUGUUAGUUCCAACUCUCUUGAAGGAAUAUUCUCAUUGAACUCUUUGAUCAAUGAAUUAAGCGUAACAGAACUAAAUUUUAACUUUAACAACAUAAUCAUAGAAAUAGAUGAACACUUCUAUCCGACAAAUUUUCAGUUGAAGAACUUACAGCUCCAAUCAUGCAAUAUGAAAGGAUUCACAAAUCUCAAUAGAUUGGAUUUGUCAAAUAACAAUCUUAUGGGAUCCAUCCCAUCUUGCCUCUUCAAGCACCAAACUCUGGAUUGUCUAGAUCUCUCGCAAAACAACCUCCAAGGAACACUACCAAAAGUUUUUCAUUUUAAUGAAGAUAAGUUCAUCCACUCAAAUUUGGCCCAGAACAAGCUCCAGGGUUCACUUCCUCUGCCAUCUAAAAAGACCAUACAUUUUGACCUGUCACAGAAUCAUUUCAGUGGCAGUAUAUCAUUCGAAGUGGGAGAACGGCUUUCAAAGUCUCGUUAUGCUUCAUUAUCAAGCAAUCAGCUAUCAGGUACAAUACCCCUCUCCUUCUGUACAAACAAUGGCUUCGAAAUGAGUUCAUGUACCAUUCAAUCUCUAAAUCUCUCCAACAACACCUUAAAUGGACGAAUACCCUCUAGUUUAGGAAACUGCAGUUCUCUCUUUUCUCUACAUCUUGGUAUGAAUAAUCUAAUCGGAAAUGCCCCAAAUGAGCUUGAACAAGCACCUAUUCAAUAUCUUAUGUUGAACGAAAACUUCCUCGAAGGUAUCUUUCCAGAAUUCAUUCAACGAUUUGAGAUGUUGACUGUUCUCACUUUGGGAAACAAUAACUAUGAAGGCAGUGUACCUACAUUUGUUGGUUCAUUUAAAUAUCUAAGGAUCCUGUCUUUAAGGUCAAACAGAUUCAAUGGAUCUAUCCCCAAAGAGAUCAGCCAUUUGGGUCGACUCCAAAUUUUAGAUCUGUCGAUGAAUAAUCUCUCUGGUUCAAUUCCAAAAAGGUUAGGAAACUUGAAGAUGCUAACAAGUAGGCCUAAUUCCUCCACGGCUGAUUUUGGAGGAGGUUGGCUUAUCUCAGACAUUCAAUUACGCAUGAGAAUCAAUGGGGUGUUACAAUAUCUCAAACGCUUAAAAGAAUACAGUUCCGGAAUGGACCUCUCAAGCCUAAUAUGGGUCAACGAGAACAGACAACGGAGACGGCAGAGGGGGUUAAUAUUGACAAAAAUGGGCCACCCGCUGCUCACAAGUGUCGCUAGAAAACCAUAA
Molecule: messenger RNA, 2346 nt
Organism: Papaver somniferum (opium poppy)
Lineage: Eukaryota; Viridiplantae; Streptophyta; Magnoliopsida; Ranunculales; Papaveraceae
Product: probable leucine-rich repeat receptor-like protein kinase At5g63930
Exons: 2
Coding region: 1-2346 (781 amino acids)
Molecular function (GO): protein binding
Source: RefSeq, a predicted model, not a curated record